CAGGGCCGAAAGAGUAACGUAUUUAUUACUGACUUUUUUUUAUAUGAAAUAACUGUUCUUCGUUUGGAACUAAGGCGGAACUGACGCAAUGUGGCACAUAUGAGGAGCAAGUUCUUUUGCUGCGAUCCGCACCACAGUUGCUCCGAGAGCCCUGACCCAGCCGAGUUCGAGCGAAGAUGCCCCACAAAAGAAGAGGACACGGACAUCACAAGCAGAAAAAGGAGGCAGAUGAGUCGCAGUCGAGCCAGGACACACCCAAACCGGCAGCCCAGGUCACCACAGUGAAGCCAGCUGAGUUUGAGACAAAAUCAAGCUCCACCAUGGCUUCCAAGCCUGGGGUGACAACGGCAAAAGGGGGACUUUCUGGAAGCACUUCCGUUGGUGGAAUAGGCAGAGAGACUACACAGGCUAAACCCGAGGUCAAAGCUUCAGCUUCAAGUUCUGCUGCUGCUGGGGGAACUGCUGCAGCAGCAUCUGCGACCAAACCAGAAGACAAAGCCAAGGUGCAAGUGGAAGUUCCUGCUGCAGCAUCAAAGGAGGCCAAAAAGGCUGCAUCAGAUCCAUUUGAUGCUUUGAACAGCUUACUACCGCCAUCCACUGUGCCUAAGGCCCCUGAAACUAUAGCUCCAGGCCUGGAGGUCUCAGAGCAUGAGGUCACAUCUGAGACACUGGAGAAAUGUGGCGAACGUGAGGACACUCUGCCUCCAGGCUACAGGUUUGAGGACAUGCCUCCUGUUCCAGCAGAUGUUAAACCCAAGGAUGUUCCUAAACCUCUGAGCACCGACGAGGCCCUGGAUUCACUCUCAAGUGGUUUCCUGAGCUCGACUGCUCCGGCUGCAUCCAAAAUGCAACAGAGCCAUGUUGAAAGUGUCAGUGCCUCGGCUGCUGCCCCAUCUAACUUUGCUCCACCCCCGACAAAGAAAGCAGACACCUCAUCCCCCCCAGCUGACAAGAAAGCCAAACUAGAGAAGGCCGAAAAGUUGGCUGCUGGAAUCUCUGCCACACCUUUUAAGAAGGGGGGGUCUUCCCCUCCAGCCGACAAGAAAGCCCGGAUGGAAAUGAAAGAUACAAAGGUGGGCGCCAAGAAAGAUGCGGGUGGAGAUUUGUCACUGGAUGCUCUUGGUGCACUUGGUGACUUGCUGCCUACAUCUCAGCCAGAACCGGAGCAGCCGCCACCCAAAGACAUUGUGACAGAGGACAAGCACAAGAAGGAAAAAGGAGUUCGUACUGGCGAGAACGACAACACCAUCCAUCCUGACUACAGGUUUAACAAGGAGGAACUGGAGAAACUGCCAGCACCAAAACCUGAACCGACAAUGGGCACAGACGAGGCGCUCGACAUCUUGUCAGGAGGCUUCUCUUCCAUUCCUACGGAACCUGCGGCCUGCUGGGCUGCUCCAAAAGUCCUCUGCCCUGUUGAAGAGACUCUUGUCGAAAAGGUGGACCCCAAAAAUAAAGCAGGGGAGCCUGAAGCCCAGAAAGCAGCUGACUGCCAAGUGGAUGGGAUCGUCAUAGAACCAGUUCAGCCCAAGAAGCCGAAGAAGAAAACUCCCCCUGCUGAAGAGGAUCCUUUAUUGGCCAUCGCUCCUUCUGUUCAGGAAGUUCAAAUUUGCCACGGAGCACCUUCUGUGAAACGUCCAGUAGAAGAGAAGCUCCCCAAACUGGUUGACUCUUCAAAGAAAGAUAACGCGCCCCCUGCUGGAGAUGAUCCUUUUCUUUCCAUCACUCCUUCUGUUCAGGAACUCCAAAUUUGCCACGGUGCACCUUCAGUGAAGCGUCCUGUCGAGAAUCCACAGGCAUGUGUAGCCCCUCCUGUGGUGUCUUGCACCUUCGAACCCAAUCCCAAAGAUGCAACGGACUCCAUGUCAUCAGACGCUCUCUCAGCACUUAUGGACACGCUGCCCAUGGAUGCCCCCAAACCAGAGCCUCCCAAACUCAGACCUGAGGACAUUGUCUCGGAGGAUGAGCUGAAUAAGGAGAAAGGUGUUCGCGUCGGAGAAGAUGAAAACACGCUUCCACCUGAUUACAGAUUUAAUGAGGAAGAACUCAAGAAGCUUCCUCCUCCAAAACCCCAGCCCACCAUGGAUACUGGUGAAGCUCUGGACAUUUUGUCUGGUGACUUUGUGACUCCGUCUGCACCUCCUGCACAGGAGCCUGAAGCCCAGAAAGCAGCUGACUGCCAAGUGGAUGGGAUCGUCAUAGAACCAGUUCAGCCCAAGAAGCCGAAGAAGAAAACUCCCCCUGCUGAAGAGGAUCCUUUGUUGGCCAUCGCUCCUUCUGUUCAGGAAAUUCAAAUCUGCCACGGUGCACCUUCUGUGAAACGUCCAGUCGAAGAGAAACUCCCCAAACAGAAAGACACCCCAGCUGUGGAUUUUGUUGCUCCCACGAAUGUAUCUAAUCUUCAGUCUUCACUUCCUUCAGUACCACAGCCGACAGUUUGUCCACUACAAGAGCCCAUGAAAAUUGAUUGCAAAAUGCCAGGAGCAGCCAAGAAGGACCAGCCUGACUCGGCGAUGUCAGGUGACGCUCUGUUGGAGCUCGGGGAUUUGCUUCCCGCUGCAGUGCCGGUGCAAGAACCACCCAAAAUCAGACCCGAGGACGUGGUUCCGGAGGACGAGGUGGAGAAGGAAAAAGGUGUUCGUGUCGGUGAGGAUGACGAAACCCUCCCACCGGACUACAGGUUUUCUGAGGAGGAGCUGAUGAAGCUGCCAGCUCCCAAACCGGAGCCCACCAUGAACACUGGUGACGCACUGGACAUCUUGUCUGGAGACUUCACCACGUCUUCGACAGCUCCUGCAGUCCAGUGCGCUAUGGUCCCGCCCUCGGUCCUGCCCUCGGCCCCGCCGGCACAGGCUCCAGACGAUUUCGCUCUGGACAGCUUAACUCAAGAUUUUGCCGCCUGCUCGGCCGCUCCUUCAGUGAAAUGUGAACCUCUCGUUCCCAUGGAAACCGCACCUCACCUGGAGACCGGUGCAGACUGCGCCCUGGACGCUCUCUCCGACACCCUGAAGGACAUCACGCCGGCCCCGCGGCCCGUUGAAGUUCCCACCAAAGACAUUGUCAAGGAGAAGAAGGUGGUAGAAGAGAGGCUGAUCAAGAUGGGAGAGCGAGAUGACACACUGCCUCCUGAAUACAGACCCACAGAGGAAGAUCUGAAGGAAAUGAAAAAGGCAGAUGUGACACCAAAGCCACCGAUGAGCACGGAAGGAGCUUUGGAUUUGCUGUCCAGUGAAUUUGCCAGCGCUCCAGACCCUCCUGUCGCCCAGCAAGACGUUGCUGCGGUGCAACAGGUUCUGCAGUCAGAGCCCACACAGCCAAUGGCUGCUCCGGUCCUGGACACCCUGUCUGACACCCUGCUGCCAGACGACUUCCCUGCCAAGGCCAAAGCAGACAAACCGAAGGGCAAGAGCAAGUCCAAGUCAAAGUCAAAAAAACAACCUGCAGAAGAUCUGUCGGCCACGGACCUGCUCUCCGCUCAGCUGACCACAGAUGUGGUGCCCACACCUGGAGGAAAGAAGUAGACGGCACGCUGAGAUGGUCUCCAGAGAAGACAGGGGAGCAUCAGUGAGGACCCUCUCUGGGAAAUAAUGAUCUGUGUUUUUUUAAAGAAUGUAAAGCAAGUUCAUACACAUAUCUAUUCACAGAAAUUCUGCCGCACCUUUGCCACAUUUAGUUAAAAACAACAUCAUUGAUGUCGAGGAAGUGGGAUACAAAGUUAGAUCUGUCAGCUGAGGUUUCUAUAGCAACACACCAGCUCUGGCUUUUCUUGUUUCUUCUCGAGUGGCAGGUGAGCUGAGAACUUGUGCAGUCUUCUUCCUGAUCUGGCCGAACACUAGUGUACAGCUUGGUUUGCGUCGUUGACAAGGUUGUUUACAUGACGAAAAUAUGUAUUUUUCUGCCUUUUUUUAGAGAACUAACUGCCAAAUUAAGAAGGGUGUUUCGCUGGUGUCCAGAAGUGCACUUAUUAAUCGCCCCCUUUGUAUACUGUAAAAAGACUUUUGUUCAAAUACACUGUAUCGGUUAAAAAAAAAGGACUCGCCCCUUUUCUUCCCCAACUCUUUUUAUGUCAAAUGUGUGUGUGGGUGUGAGACACAAGAUGUUUUUAAAAAGGUGGGAGUAGUAUUAAGUUAAUGAAUACAACAUGUGUAUGGUGUGCUUGUACUGCAAAUAAAAACAAAUUUGACAUAAAGC
Molecule: messenger RNA, 4191 nt
Organism: Synchiropus splendidus (mandarinfish)
Lineage: Eukaryota; Metazoa; Chordata; Actinopteri; Syngnathiformes; Callionymidae
Gene: cast
Product: calpastatin
Exons: 43
Coding region: 177-3521 (1114 amino acids)
Cellular component (GO): cytoplasm
Molecular function (GO): calcium-dependent cysteine-type endopeptidase inhibitor activity
Source: RefSeq, a predicted model, not a curated record